AUGGCAGCGAAGCCCGAGGACGCGAGUACGGCACCUACGGAGGGGGCCGGUCUCUUUAGCGGAGCGGGUCUGGAGAAACAGCCGGAGCCUGAUCUUGUGGCUGGGUCUAACGACAAGAACGAUGGAGGGGAGGCUAUCGACAAUGCCACCGCGGCAGUAGCCGAUCUCUCUGUCGACGAAAAGAAAGAAGAGAACAAGGAAGCAGACGUCACUCCCCAAGCCAAUGCCGUGGCGCCCGAAACCGCACACAGCGAAGCCAAACCUGUGGAACAGAAAGAACCCGAAGCCGACACCGUAGCGCCCACUCAGGGACCCUUCUGGCCAGAGACGGCGCCCGAUCACCCACUCACCAAGUUCUACGAUGCUUUCGAAGCCCUCGUUACCGAAGCCCAGCAUGGAGAAGUCUAUGGCAUAGAGCUCAGCAAAUCAAAACCCUUCCAUACCAAGCUCAUACUACAAAAGUUCCUCCGAGCCAACCAAAACGAUCUGGAGAAAGCGAAGUCACAGCUACUGGAUACGCUGAAGUGGAGAAAGGAGUUCGAUCCGACCAAGGCGGCAGGGGAGACAUUCGAGAAGAGCAAGUUCGAUGGGCUAGGAUACGUGCUGGAGGUCGAGGGCGUGCCGGAGAGUCCCAACAAGAAGGAUAUUGUUACUUUCAACAUCUAUGGAGCUGUGAAGGACAACAAGGCUACAUUUGGUGAUCUAGAUGGCUUCCUCCGCUGGCGUGUGGGCCUUAUGGAAAAGUCCGUCCAAGCACUCAACCUCCCCGCCGCUACGACGCCCAUCCCCAAUUUCGGAGAAGGUCCAGACCCAUACCAAGGAUUUCAAAUCCACGACUACCUUCAAGUCUCUUUCUUGCGCCGCGACCCCCUUGUCAAGACGGCAACCAACAAGACCAUUGAAAUACUAGGACGUCACUACCCUGAGACCUUGAGCAGGAAGUUCUUCGUCAACGUACCCGUGGUCAUGGGUUGGCUGUUUAACGCAAUGAAGUUGGUUGUGGCCAAGGAGACGAGCAAGAAGUUUGUGGUGCUGAGCUAUGGAAAUCAGCUUGCCGCCGAGCUGGGUAAGGGUGUACCGAAGAGUUAUGGUGGUGAAAGGGCAGAGCUGGCCGAGAGCGCCGAGAGUAUGAAGAUGGCUUGA
Alternaria postmessia is the source of this 1143-nucleotide messenger RNA. It is a transcript of the gene SFH5, whose product is annotated as Non-classical phosphatidylinositol transfer protein (PITP). The transcript is spliced from 2 exons. Gene Ontology annotation, cellular component: cytosol; plasma membrane; cortical endoplasmic reticulum. The coding region runs from base 1 to 1143 and encodes 380 amino acids. The record is from RefSeq and is a predicted model, not a curated record. Gene Ontology annotation, biological process: regulation of exocytosis; Golgi to plasma membrane protein transport. Lineage: Eukaryota; Fungi; Ascomycota; Dothideomycetes; Pleosporales; Pleosporaceae. Gene Ontology annotation, molecular function: phosphatidylinositol transfer activity.